AAGCUUUUUAACGAUGGAUAUUAUGGAGAAGAGGAAGAGGAGAAGCCUCAGUUUGAGGAUGAUGAUGAACUGGAGGAGCACUGGAACUGGGACACUUGGACCGGGGAGGAAGACUAUGGUGAAGAGCAGUAUGAUGAUGAUGAAGAAGAUUAUGAUCCCUCUGGACCCCACUGCGAGGAUGAAGGCUUUGUCAUGGAUGCAGACUACGAUCCCAGCCAACACACGGCCUCCAAGAAGAAGAAAAGGGAGAGGAGAAAACUUAAAAAGGAUGAUCUGCCUCAAAUGGGCAAAAAGAGAAAAAAAUCUGUGUUUGCAGAGGUCCUCACCAAAGCCAAGCCGGUGUUUGAUCCCCAGGAGAAAACCUUUGAGCAGUACUUGGACGAGUACUACAAGCUGGACUACGAGGACAUCAUUGACGACCUUCCAUGCAGGUUUCGCUACAGGCAGGUUGUGCCCAACGACUUUGGUCUGACCACAGAUGAGAURUUGAACGCUAACGACAAGGAGCUGAACCAGUGGUGCUCUCUGAAGAAGACCUGCAUGUUCAGGUCUGAGAGGGAGGAGCUGAAUGAUCUGAAGAACUAUAAGAUCAAGGCACAAAACUUGAAGAAGAAGAAAAAAAUCCUGAACUCUGUGUAUUCUGAGGAGGAUGAAGAAACUCCAAAGACUAAGCUGGGGAAGAAAGGGAGAGAUCGCCUGAAGAAGGCAGAGAUGACGAGCCCAGGAGCAGAGGAUGUCGACGCACUUUCUAAUCAGGACUCUGCAGAGAAGAAGCUCUCCAAAACUCUUCAUGAUGCAGUGGACAGCACAGAGGAAGAGGAGGUCCUAAUUCCCAAGAAGAAGAAGAAGCUGGAGGAUCAAGCCCACGUUACUGCUGAGAAGGAAACAGAUGAACCUGUUGAUGGGCAAAAGAAGACUGAUAAACCAAAAAGGCCCAAGAAGAAGCUCAAGCCUUUGGGCCGUCGUCUCAAACCAGGACAGAGGAGGGUGAGGAUAGGCGGGCGGGAGUUCAGCAGACAGAGACUGAGCGCCUAUGGCCUCAACCCCAAGAGACUGUUCUUCAGACAGCUGGGCCGGCAGAGACGCAAAGAUGAGAAACUGAAGCAGAAAAACAAAGAGGCGUAAAAGUUUUCACUGAGCAGCAGCAUCAGAAAUGACUGCAGUUUCAUUAUUUUAUUCAGUCAGGAACAUUUUUUCAUUGACAAUUUUCGUUGAAGUGACGAAUGUUUCUGUCUAAACUAUAUUUGUACAGUAAAUAAUAAAUCAUUUUAAAUCA
Messenger RNA from Austrofundulus limnaeus, 1276 nucleotides. Its product is annotated as protein KRI1 homolog. NCBI's taxonomy places the organism in Eukaryota, Metazoa, Chordata, Actinopteri, Cyprinodontiformes, Rivulidae. Gene Ontology annotation, cellular component: nucleolus; 90S preribosome. The record is from RefSeq and is a predicted model, not a curated record. Gene Ontology annotation, biological process: endonucleolytic cleavage in ITS1 to separate SSU-rRNA from 5.8S rRNA and LSU-rRNA from tricistronic rRNA transcript (SSU-rRNA, 5.8S rRNA, LSU-rRNA).